AUCAAAGACCUGAGCUCAUGCUCUUUCCCAGCGGUGCCGGACCAUGGCCAGUGUCAUCUUGUGCUUGGAAUACAGGGCAGCUGCUCCUUGCUAAUCAGGGGGCAGAAAUCCCCUUCUUCAUACAUAAACACCUCCUCUGCCCUGGGUCUGGGCAUGUUUCUGCACCUGGGCAUCACCUUUGCUAAUGUGAGAGCUAUAGCCACAAGGUGACCCAUCAGAGGGAUUUAUUCUCCUGCUGGGAUCAAAUCCUGGUACCCAAAGGCUCACAGCCUAAGCUGGCCCCUGAGCUGUGGCUCUCUGGGAUGCAAUGGAGUGAGGCCAGGCAUCUCGCAUGGUCCUUGCAAUCAAGGACCCAGCUGAGGAGCGAUGCUCUCCUGCUGGCUGUGGGGCAGCAGCUUAUUUACUGAUACAGCAUCACCCGCUGCCGUUAUCUCUGUGACGCAUGGGCUCAGGAAUCCCUGGCAUUCCUACGCCAGUGCCAAGCUCAAGGUACUUUAAACAUGAAGGAGAAGGCCUGGACCACUGACAACAGCAGGGCUGGGGCAUUGGCUCCUAAGGGAAAGGCAGAAGGUUUUAUACUUGCAUAUGGGUGGUUUUGGGGACGCUGAGCCAGAUGCAAACUCCAAAGCUGGUGGGAUUCCUACUAGGAGCAAGCUGGGCCAUGUCUGCCCCAAAAGCUUUCCAUUUCUUUUCAUUUUCUCCAAAAUGGCUCAACUCAGACAUCCAAAUCAGAGGCUUUCCACUGUCACUGAGGCCUGCCAGGGACAUCUCAAAGGACAGAGAGGGAUUUAGGGUAUGAAACAGAGCAUCCCUCAUAGGGAGCCAAUGGGAUGCUUGCAUUCCCUGGCAGGGAAAAAGAGUUAAAAGACACUCAAAAGAAGGGCCAAAGAACUCAAUUACGAGUCUUGAAAACACAGAUGGUGCCUUUUUAAGCAGCUUUCCCUGUUCUCCAACCGUGAGGAGCUCGCAGGGGGUGGGAUACAGGCUGGGAUGCUGUGCAUGGGGAAGGGAGCGAUGAGAAGAGGGCCUCGCCUCCAGCUUCUGCUGUUCCAAGUUCAUUUCCUUGAGGGCAACCAAACAAACACAAGCAAAAGAGCUGGGGAAGGGCAGCAGAGAGAAAAAAUGAGAGGUUUUGUCCCUGCAGCCGAUGACCUCAGUGCUGAAAUGGGGUUUGUUCAGCCCUGGCUGAGAACAGCCGUGCUCAUGUCAGUGAUGAGGGCUCUCCGUCAGCUGCUCCUGACCGAGCAUCGCGGUCCCACAGGGGAUGCGGGGGGAUGUGUAAAGCCCCAGUUUGCGCUGGAGCUGUGAGCACAUCAGCAUCCAAGCGGAAAACCGAAGUCCCAGGGGGGCCAAUGGCGCCGGGAAGGAACAGUCCCUGCGUAAGGGAUGGGAAACACCCGGAUCGGGAUCACGGACCCUGCUCCUGCUCUGCCAGUUCCCCAGCAGCCUUGAAACCCCCCUUAUCACCUUCUAACCUAAACAAGUCCCUUUGUACCAGUCUCCCCGUCUCCAGCCUCUGCUGAGUUUUAUAAACAACUGCCCAAAGAGGCUGACAAAGACGUUUUCUCUCGCCUUGGGCAGCCCAGGAACGGGGGGUCCCAGCACCCCGGAAAUGACGGGGUCAUGCGUCCCCUCUCCCUGCACCCACGAGGGCUGGCCUUUGGGUACCAUUGGUCCCCAAGCGGGAGCCCAGGGGCGGACAGCUCAUGCUGCUGGGGGGAUAUAAGGCUGGAGGAGCAGCCUGGGCUCUCUGUGCUGGGGUUUGCUGGAAGAGGGAAGGAUGGGACCCAGAAACGCCUUGAUCCUCGCUCUUCUGUGCUGGGCAGCGGGCGAGGCGGCUGCCUACACUCCCUGGGACUUCUCCUGGGCUGACCUGGCGAGCCGGGGGGUGCAGGCAGACCCCCAUGCAUGGCCCUGGCUGGAAGACCCCCAUUCCCGAUCCAUCUCCAGCAGCCAGCCGGUGGUGGUGCAGUGCCAGGAGGCUCAGCUGGUGGUGACGGUGAACAGGGACCUGUUCGGCACCGGCCGCCUGGUCAACGCGGCCGACCUGACGCUGGGGCCAGCAGCGUGCAAGCAUUCCUCACUGAACCAGAACUCCGUCGUCUUCACCGCCGGCCUCCACGAGUGCGGCAGCGUUGUGCAGAUCACGCCAGAUUCCCUCAUCUACCGCACGCUCCUCAACUACGACCCCAGCCCUGCCAGCAACCCCGUCAUCAUCCGCAGCAACCCCGCCGUCAUCCCCAUCGAGUGCCACUACCCCAGGAGGGAGAACGUGAGCAGCAGCGCCAUCCGGCCAACCUGGGCUCCCUUCAGCUCCACGCUGUCGGCGGAGGAGAAGCUGGUGUUCUCCCUGCGCCUCAUGAAUGAGGACUGGAGCGCGGAGAGACCCUUCACUGGUUUCCAGCUGGGUGAUGUCCUCAACAUCCAGGCGGAGGUGGGCACCGAGAGCCAUGUGCCGCUGCGGCUGUUCGUGGACAGCUGUGUGGCUGCCCUGAGCCCCGGCACCGACUCCUCACCCCAUUACUCCAUCAUCGACUUCAACGGGUGCCUGGUUGAUGGGAGGUCGGAUGACACCAGCUCUGCCUUCAUCACCCCCCGGCCCCGCGAGGACAUGCUGCGCUUCAGGAUCGACGUGUUCAGGUUCGCGGGGGACACCAGGAACCUGAUCUACAUCACCUGCCACCUGAAGGUGACCCCAGCGGAUCAAGCCCCGGACCCCCUGAACAAAGCCUGCUCCUUCAACAAAGCCAGAAACACCUGGGCCCCCGUGGAAGGCACCCGGGACAUCUGCAGCUGCUGCGAGACCGGGAACUGCGAUUCCCCCGCGCAGUCCCGCAGGCUCAACCCCCUGGAGCGAUGGCCGGGCCGCCGCUUCCGCCGCCACGAUGCCAAGGGGAAAGAGGCUGAAGCCGACGUGGUCAUCGGCCCCGUUCUCCUCUCGAGGGUCCCGGAUGCCGUGGGGGAGCAGCAGGAGGGGGGUCACGGUGAAGCGACAGCGAUGCCCGGCAUAGAGAUGUGGCUGAUAGGCGUGGUGGCCGGCGUGGGGCUGGCCGCCGCUGUGGGGCUGGCCGCUGUGGGGCUGGCCGUCGCUGUGGGGCGCAGGAGGUGCGCCCGUGCCUCGGCGUGAGCGUAGAGCGAGAGCCAAAUAAAGCCAUGGAACAACGAA
Molecule: messenger RNA, 3166 nt
Organism: Neopsephotus bourkii (Bourke's parrot)
Lineage: Eukaryota; Metazoa; Chordata; Aves; Psittaciformes; Psittacidae
Product: zona pellucida sperm-binding protein 3-like
Exons: 9
Coding region: 1781-3127 (448 amino acids)
Biological process (GO): egg coat formation; positive regulation of acrosome reaction; binding of sperm to zona pellucida
Cellular component (GO): extracellular matrix
Molecular function (GO): acrosin binding
Source: RefSeq, a predicted model, not a curated record